Molecule: messenger RNA, 645 nt
Organism: Pelobates cultripes (western spadefoot toad)
Lineage: Eukaryota; Metazoa; Chordata; Amphibia; Anura; Pelobatidae
Source: the annotation of a GenBank genome assembly
AUGGAACCCGUGGUGUCAGCAUGUUUUGGAUCCAACUGGAAUUAUGGAACCCCUGGUGUCAAUAUGUUUUGGAUCCAGCUGGGAUUAUGGAACCUGUGGUGUCAGUAUGUUUUGGAUCCAACUGGAAUUAUUGAACCCAUGGUGUCAGUAUGGUUUGGAUCCAACUGGAAUUAUGGAACCCCUGGUCUCAAUAUGUUUUGGAUCCACCUGGGAUUAUGGAACCCGUGGUGUCAGUAUGUUUUGGAUCCAACUGGAAUUAUUGAACCCGUGGUGUCAGUAUGGUUUGGAUCCAACUGGAAUUAUGGAACCCCUGGUCUCAAUAUGUUUUGGAUCCACCUGGGAUUAUGGAACCCGUGGUGUCAGUAUGUUUUGUAUCCAACUGGAAUUAUGGAACCCGUGGUGUCAGUAUGUUUUGGAUCCAACUGGAAUUAUGGAACCUGUGGUGUCAGUAUGUUUUGGAUCCAACUGGAAUUAUGGAACCCGUGGUGUCAGUAUGUUUUGGAUCCAACUGGAAUUAUGGAACCCGUGGUGUCAGUAUGUUUUGGAUCCAACUGGAAUUAUGGAACCCGUGGUGUCAGUAUGUUUUGGAUCCAAUUGGAAUUAUGGAACCCGUGGUGUCAGUAUGUUUUGGAUCCAACUGGAUAA